Molecule: messenger RNA, 762 nt
Organism: Trypanosoma rangeli
Lineage: Eukaryota; Euglenozoa; Kinetoplastea; Trypanosomatida; Trypanosomatidae
Product: coiled-coil domain-containing protein
Exons: 1
Coding region: 1-762 (253 amino acids)
Biological process (GO): actin filament polymerization; exocytosis
Cellular component (GO): WASH complex
Source: RefSeq, a predicted model, not a curated record
AUGGCAUCUCAUGCGCUGGCAGAGGUGCAACGGGAGCACGAGUUCAUGCAGACCGCAGAUGCAGUGAAUAAAUUUAUCAUCUCAACAACGCAGUUUUUGAACCGGUUUGCGGCCCAGUGCGACAACCAACUCUUUGAGGUUUCGCGCUCGCUGCAGCGCCUGGAGAUUCUCACACUGCUGCUAGAAAACAAACUUAACAGUGUUGACGAUGACCUUGACGAAAUGGUCACGGCGUUACCGACGUUAUCGGCAGCUGCCCUCUCUCAAACGGCGGCGGCUGGGGUCAGCAACUCCUACCCCUUAGCCAUUGUGGAUUGCCCGGCUCCACCACCCAUGCCGGGUCUUUUGUCGUCAUUUGGUAGCCAUCAACAUCCACCACCGCCGCCACCGCCGCAACGCAACGGUCCCCCUCCACCGCCUGGGGCAGUUUCUUUAUCCCGUACAAAUGUUACAACAGCUGCGCCGCUUCAACCUCUGCCCCCUGUUGCUCCUUCCAUGCUGCCGCCUGCUUUGCCAGUUCAACUCCAAGCAGGACUUGCACUCCCACCGCCUCCCCCAAUGCCUCUUUUGGGUGGCUACACAAUGUGUACGCAUCCUCGCUUGCAAGGGUAUUUCCAGAUGUUGGCGUUGCGUGUUCCAAUUGCAUCGGUAAAGGCAAAAAUGCAGAUGGACGGUCACAAACCAGAGUGGCUGGACACUCCAGAUGCAGUGGCACCAACCACGAUACCUCUCAUGAACAGUGCUCUGUACGAUUCGGAUUGA